CUGGAAAAACAAAACCCCUAUAAAAACGUGUAUUCCAUUUCAUCUCCCUCUCUUUAUCUCUCCUGGUCGCAACCAUGGCAAGAAAGAACAAGGGUCGCCAGAGGAUCGAGAUGACAAGAAUGUCGAAAGAGAGUAACCUCCUCGUCACCUUCUCGAAGCGCCGCUCUGGCCUUUUCAAGAAGGCGAGCGAGCUCUGCACCCUCUGCGGCGCCGAAAUCGCAAUUGUUGUCUUCUCUCCCGGCAAGAAGGCCUUCUCCUUCGGCCACCCCUCCGUGGGAGCCAUUGUCGAUCGCUUCCUCUCCCGCACCCCUCCGCCACCCAGAGGUGGCUCAAGGGCCUCCAACAGACGUGAUCAGUCUCUACCGUUACCGCCACCGCCGCCAAACCCCAACUCCGCCGUACAGCUACUGGAGGCCCACCGCAACGCCGCCAUGCGUGAGCUGACCAAUCAGCUGACGGAGGCGAUGAAUCAGCUAGAAGCAGAAAAGAAGAGAGGGGAAGGUAUAAACAAGAUGAGGAGAGAGAGUAAGGAGAGGUGUUGGUGGGAUGGGCCCAUUGAUGGGCUUGGUCUGGGCCAGCUGGAGCAGUUGAAGGUUGCCAUGGAGGACUUGAAGAGGAAUGUGGGGAAGCAAGCUGAGAGGGUUAGGGUUGUUGAGGAGGAGGGUUUGAAGGCUCCGACAGCGUCGUUCUAUGCAGGCGGGACGUCGAGUUUUGUGGGUUCAGGGAGUGGUGUUGGUGGUGGAGUUGGGGUUGAUGGUGGCGGUGAUGUUAAGGUUUCUGAUGGGCUUGGGUUGUCCAUGACUCCACAUGGAUAUGCUCUUGGUUAUGGAUGUGGGUUUUUCUGAUUAGAUGGAUAGAUGGUUACAUUAUCUUCGAAAUUUUUAUUCAUCAGUACACUUUCAGUCGCACGAUCAUGUCUCGUGAUCAAUACUACGUACGUUAUAUAUGAAAUCAUCGAGAUACCAUGCGGUUUGGAAGAAGAAUGAGACGGGGUAAUGCAUUAUGUUUCUACAUAUUGUCAAAUUCGUUGCGACAUAUUUCGCAUAUCAUGUAUUCUAUUCAAAUGUUCUGAGUAGAGUCCUAUUGGAUGGUUAUGUUGAA
This is a messenger RNA of Rhododendron vialii, 1101 nucleotides long. Its product is annotated as agamous-like MADS-box protein AGL62. Gene Ontology annotation, biological process: regulation of transcription by RNA polymerase II. Gene Ontology annotation, molecular function: protein dimerization activity; DNA-binding transcription factor activity, RNA polymerase II-specific; RNA polymerase II cis-regulatory region sequence-specific DNA binding. NCBI's taxonomy places the organism in Eukaryota, Viridiplantae, Streptophyta, Magnoliopsida, Ericales, Ericaceae. The transcript has 2 exons. The record is from RefSeq and is a predicted model, not a curated record. Bases 75 to 845 code for a protein of 256 amino acids.